AUGGGUGUCCUGGGCCUUACGCGCUGGGCAAGCGACAACGAACGACUUAUUUCGAGCGAGCUUACGCUCCCUGUGCCACACAGCACUGGCACUGCGCUCGUCGACGGCGAGCCUGCGCAGCUGGAGGCAAAGGGCGACUGGCUCGUAAUCGAUGCGUGGGCGUGGGUACACUAUGUCUGGCACUCGAUGAACACGAACGUGUACCAGGGUGGCUCGUUUGUGGCCUUCCGUCUGCUGCUAGGCGCAUGGAUCGAUACACUUCGCUCGGCUGGCUUCCACCUCGUCGUGGUGAUCGAUGGGCCGCGUCUGCACCAAAAGCUCGGUGCGGCGCUCACCCGCUCGCAGAACUACGUGCGCCUGAACGCCAAGCUGAUGCGUGCGGGCCCCAAGCUUCGCACAGACCACGAGUUUGAGCACGGCCGUAUCCUCCCCCCCGGCCUGAGCGAGUGCCUCUUUAGCGUGCUCGAUGCGUAUGGCGUCGAGUGCCAGGUCGGCGCCGAGGAGGUCGAUGCCGCUAUUGCGCAGCUUGCCAACGAGCGUGAGGGCUACGUGCUGAGCCGCGACUCGGACUUUUUGGUGCUGUGCGGCAAUGCGCCGCAGUGCAAGGGCUACGUCCCCCUUGGCUCGAUCGAGUUUAUUGCACACGAGACCGGUGCCGGCCAGGCUGAGGCGCCGCCUGCAGAUGACGACGACGGCUUCACGACCGUUGCGACCGCCAAGAGCAAGCGCGGCAAGAAGCAGCAGGCGGCGGCGAAGCUCGCCAACCUGCCGCAUGUGCUCCGUGCGCCCGUUCUGCCCGCGCAGCGCGAGGCGCUGCGUGAGAGCGCGGUGCGGUUCCGGUGCUACUCGGCCUACCGCUGCGCGGCGCAGCUGCAGCUGCCGAUGAACCUUCUGCCGAUCUUUGCGGCGCUCGUCGGCACCGAGAACCGCUCGAGCGACCAUGUCGAGCUGUUCAACACAGUCUUCCACGGCGUGUCGAACCGUAUGCCGGUGAUUGCCUCGCUGCUUGCGGAGCAGUACAAUGCAAUCAAAGGCGAAGACGAGUCCGGCGCCGAGCCCGCGGCCGAUGCCAAUGCCGGCGAGUUUGCGAUCGAUACGCGCGACCCCGUGCUGCGCCUUCUUUCGCGCACCUUUGACGCGUUGGUCGAGUACGGCCGCAAGCGCCGUGGUGCGCAGAUCACCGUCUCGUGGGAGAUGCGCCACAAUAUCGUGCACAACAUGCAUACCGUUGCGCUCUCGUACAUGCCCGGCAGCGGCGACGAGGCAAUCGACCGCUUCAUGGCGCAGAGCGACGUCAAGGCGCUGAGCGUGUACCAGGAUGCGUACUGGAAGCGCAACUUUGACCAGGUGAUGGUCUCGGUGCUUCUCGAGCGUAUCUACAUUGCGCGUGUCUUCCUCGAAGAGCCCGAGGAGCCCGCGAGCCAGCGUGUGGUUUCGCGCCCGAUGCGCAACCUCGUCUGGUCGGCUUUGCUGGCCGUGUGGCUCGCGGCGCACCCCGACGCGGCGGACCCCGAGCCCGAGCUGGUCGAGGAGAUGGCCAAGGCAUCGCUUGAAGGCAACGAUGAGGUCGAGAACCUCGAGGCGGAAGAGGAGGAUGAUGACGAGGACAACGACGAGGACAACGACGAGGAAGAUGAUGAUGAAGAGGAAGAGGAAGAAGAGGAAGAAGAGGAAAUCAACGAGGAGGAUGCUGCGGCCGCGGCCGAGCAGGCCGCCAUCGAUGCGCGCCUUGCGUCCCUCCCCAAGAUCACGGAAUACACACGUACCGAGUACUCUCUGCGCAAGGAAGAGGUGCCGAUCCUCCCCGUCGCCGAGUUGCUCGACAACAUUGCGAAGCGCACCGAGGCGCCGCUGUCGCCCCAUCUGUCGAAGCUCAUUGGCGAGCACCUCGGCGAGGAUGCCGCGCCGAUCUUUGUGCCCGACCUUGCCGAGGACGUGCGUGUGGACAUGUGGCUCUAUGCGCACCAUGCGCUCGUCCCCGAGCUGCGCAAGCUGCCCGAGGACGUGUGGCCGAUCGCGGCCGUGCUACGCUACGUCAUUGUCGCGAACCAGGAGCGCCUCGGCUCGAUGCGCACCAAGCACAACUGGACGCAGCAAGAGGUCGAGGCCGCGGUGUACUCGGCGUGUGUCGCGCGCCGCCUGCACAAGGAGGCGAGCCUCGAGGAGCUCCAGGCGGUGACCGACGCCUACCCCAGCGGCUCGCCGCCGAACCGCUCCAUUACGCUGAGCACGAUGCUUGCCUUUGCUUUUGAGACGAGCGCGAUGCUCACCCAGGCCCUUGUGCUCAAGCCGACCUUUGCAAACGCGCUGUACGAGCCGCCGCUCUUCCACGCGCGCCUCGGCGAGCAGAGCAACGAGGCGUGGGCCAAGUUUGAGGACGCCGAGCUCUACGAGCAGCUCCUCGCGGUCGUCCUGCACGGCCUCGAAACUCGCCUGGGCCGCACGCGCAAGGCUGUGCCCCCGGCGCAGCGCGCGCACGCGCCCCGCCCGCGCCGUCACCACGGCCUACUCGAAGAAACGAUGCUGUAG
Messenger RNA from Malassezia japonica, 2529 nucleotides. RefSeq lists its product as uncharacterized. The record is from RefSeq and is a predicted model, not a curated record. The coding region runs from base 1 to 2529 and encodes 842 amino acids. NCBI's taxonomy places the organism in Eukaryota, Fungi, Basidiomycota, Malasseziomycetes, Malasseziales, Malasseziaceae. The transcript is spliced from 2 exons.